AGAAAACUUCAUUCAGCUCUGAACUGAAGCGGGACUCGAACUAGGGUUUCCUGCAACCUUUGCGUCUUCGCUUCCUUGCUGUUCCGACAGUUCAAUUUUCCCUCCAAAAUUGCUCUUCUGCUAUAUUAACUGUUGGAAGAGAAAACUGCCACAACCCAACAGCUACCCCAUCGGCUGCGAAUAUGUGCUCGCGGUUCCAGGCGGCGGCGCUCGUGGCCUCGCCGUCGUACCCCAACUCCAUAGCGUGGUCCGAGGAGAACCUGAUAGCUGUAGCCAGCGGUCACCUUGUCACCAUAUUGAACCCGGAGUUGCCUCUGGGACCGAGAGGGCUGAUAAAGAUUCCUGCUGGAAAGCCUUUUCCAAUUGGGGUUAUAGAAGCCGAAGAUAUGGCCUCUGGCUGCUUGUUGCCUAUUUGUUUAUCGCGGGAACGUGAAUGUGUCCAAUCAAUUUCAUGGUCUCCGCUAGGAAUGGCGCAUAACUCCGGGUGCCUGCUCGCUAUUUGCACUGUGGAAGGACGUAUUAAACUUUACCGUCAGCCAUUUUGUGAUUAUUCUGCUGAAUGGAUAGAGGUUGUAGAUGUUUCAGAGAAUCUGUUCAAUCAUCUUGCAAAAAUCAACUUUAAAAAGCCCGAGGUUCCUUCAGAAUUUAUUGAUUUUGCAGGGGAGCAUCAGAAUGUGGACAAUCCACUGAAUUUAGGUCCAAGAGGAGAGUCGAAGCGGAAGCGAAAGCGUUUGAAUGAAUCUGGCACAAUAGUUUGCUGCAACACCAAGGACCCAGGUUCAGGUGCAGAACAGUCAUCAUCCCGACGAGAUAGCAGUGAUGCUGAAACCCUGGAUCAAGGGUCACCAGAGGUUCUGCCUAUUGAAUUUUGGACAGAAGAUGAGCCGAGUCCGAAUCUUCCCAAAUAUCGAGCGAAAUCUCGGGGGAAGAAAGAUGGGAGUUCCACACUCCCAAUGAUAACUGCUGAUCAAUAUGCUUCUCGUAGUGCAAUGCUAUCAGCCCUCGUCGUUGCCUGGUCGCCUCUGUUGCAGUCAUAUUCUGAAAGUAGCUCGGGAACUGAAUCUAGUCCUUCCUGCUUUUCUGUGCUUGCCGUGGGAGGGAAGUCAGGUGGAAUCUCACUUUGGAGAAUUGACAUGCCUAAGUUCUACUCGAUUGAGCAUGCCAAUGUCCAUCCUUCUGUGAUGCUCAUCUGGUUGCUUCAGGCACACAAUUCGUGGGUUACUGCAUUAAGUUGGCUGCUGCUUACUGCUGAUUCUUCGACUCCCCAGGCUUUGCUGGCCAGUGGUAGUUCUGAUGGCAGUGUGAGGAUCUGGCUUGGGUCUGCUGAGAAUUUCUCGAAGCCAUCGGAAGCAAGUCACUGUCCCUUUAUCCUUUUGAAGGAGAUUAUCAGUGCUGAUACUAUCUCUGCCUCUGUAUCUGUUCUCUCACUUACUGUGCCUGCAAAUCCACAACACAAGAUGCUUAUAGCAGUGGGGAAAGGAUCUGGAUCUUUUGAAGUAUGGGUAGAUGACAAAUUAAGCGGCAGAUUCGAAAAGAUCUGUUCAUUAGAUGCGCAUGAUCAUGUUGUUACAGGUUUAGCUUGGGCCUAUGAGGGGAGUUCUUUGUACAGUUGCAGUCAGGAUAAUUUUGUCAGAAGAUGGAGAUUAAAUCAGAAUUCCAUAGCUGAGGUGCCUGUUGCUUCGAGUACUCCUGGCCAGAGAGGCUUUGGCGAUCUUCCAAAUGCAUUUUAUUCCUGCUAUGGUGUGGCAGUCUCCCCAGGAAAUCUUGUGCUUGCAAUGGUUCGAAGUUUCGAUAGUGAUCUUCUAAAUCCCAUGUAUCAAUCAAGGUCCCUUAAGGCUGCAGUAGAGUUCUUCUGGAUUGGUGGGCUAGAACACAAGAUUUCGUUGGAUCCAUCCCUAAAGUCUAAAAUCGAACCUGUCCCCAGUAUUCCAGAGAAUGAAAUAACCUGUUGGAAAUCCAACAUGUUUUGGUCUUUAAAACAAUAUGAAAGUCCCUCAAAGCCGCUCGUUGUAUGGGAUGUUGUAGCUGCCUUAUUGGCCUUCCAGCGCACAGCCCCGAAAUUUGUGGAACAGUUUCUAGUCGAGUGGCUCUCGACGGUGUACUUGGGAUCGCAUGUGAACCUAACUGCUGAAAGCAUUCUGUCUGAUGUGUCGAGAAGCCUCUCCAAAUUUACAUCUCGACAGUUGCACCUCCUUAAUGUGAUAUGUAAGCGCAUUGUAUUAUCGGAAGUGAAGCCCGAUCAGAUCAGUCACGGGGUACUAAAGGAAGCAAUGUUACAGGAAAGUGCAGAGGAUGUUGAAUCAUGGGUUGGCUUAGUUUCUGGAUGUGAAAGGGAGCUUAGGGAACGUCUUGUGGGUUAUAGCCUUUCUGCCUGUUCGAGUAUUAGGCCUUGUCCCGAGAAAAGCUCACAUCAAGGUGGGCAAUGGUGUCCCACGGGGUUGGGGCAGAUGGAGCAGUGGGUUUCCCAGAAUAAUGCUGCGCGGAAUAAUCAACUGAAGGGCCUUUUGACUGAAUUUGGGACUCAUAAGAAGAGGCUUCAGUCUGGUGAAUACCAAGUGGAGGAGAAAUGCAGCUAUUGCUCGGCUUCAGUCCCUUUCGAGUCUCCAGAAGUCGCCUUCUGUGAAGGUCUCCACGUCACCAGUGGAGAGAGACUGAGACAUAGACUCGUCAGAUGUGCCGUAUCCCUGCAAAUUUGCCCUCCUACGACUCCCUUAUGGUUCUGCAUUUGCUGUCACAGGAGAGCUUUUAAACUCGCACCCUCGCCUUUCUUUACUAUGGUUGGGCGUCCCGCAAGCUUUAAAUCUUUGCUCAAAUCUCAUCCUCGCAAAGUGCUAGCAAAACCCUUAUGCCCGUUUUGCGGGAUCCUUAUGCAGAGAUUCCAACCCGACUUCUUGCUCUCCCCGGCGCCAGUCUAGUCUAGUAACUUAACAGCCUUUGUUCAUGGUGUAAUCUAUGUAACGAUGUUGUAGCUUCUUACGAGAGUAAAAAUAUAGAAGGCAAUGGCACACCUGUAAUAAUAAUAAUAAUAAAAGGAAAAAAGAAAAAGUUUUCUUUUUCUUCUGGGAGCCACACAUUUUUAUUUUACAUUUGUUUUUUAUUGUAAUUUUUUUUUAAUAAAUUAGUGAAAUGGGCCUGAUGGCUUUUGAUAAGCUAACUGGUGA
Punica granatum (pomegranate) is the source of this 3161-nucleotide messenger RNA. The record is from RefSeq and is a predicted model, not a curated record. Lineage: Eukaryota; Viridiplantae; Streptophyta; Magnoliopsida; Myrtales; Lythraceae.